CACAAUCACAAUCACUUCCUUCCCUUACUCACAAAAGACAUGGGAAACCUCUCCCUUUCCCUCUCCCUCUUCCUCCUCCUCAACCUCUCCGCCCUUCUCUCCGCCCUCGCAUGCGACUGCGACAACCCCCCUUCCCACCGUCCUCCCACCCCCAAGCACAAACCGCCGCAUUUCCCCCCUAAACCCCCCAAAUCUCCGCCCUCCUACAAACCCCCCAAAUCCCCCCCUCACUACAAACCCCCCACCGUCAAACCCCCUCCUCCUCCCUAUGUCCCAAAGCCGCCGGUAUCCAAGCCUCCUCCACCCUACGUCCAACCACCAGUACACAAGCCUCCUCCACCCUACGUCCAACCACCAGUACACAAGCCUCCUCCACCCUACGUCCAGCCACCAGUAUCCAAACCACCACCCCCACCAACAUACGUGCCAGUGCCUAGCCCACCACCACCCCCACCAACAUACGUGCCAGUGCCUAGCCCACCACCACCAGUGAAGCCAGCUCCAGUAGUGCCAUCACCAAACACACCGUGCCCACCGCCGCCGCCAAAGCAAGGGACAUGCCCCAUUGACACGCUGAAGCUGGAUGCGUGUGUGGACUUGUUGGGUGGGCUGAUCCAUAUCGGAAUUGGCGACCAAACCAAACAAACUUGCUGCCCGGUUCUUGAAGGGCUCGUGGAUUUGGACGCCGCGGUGUGCCUUUGCACCACCAUUAGAGCUAAGCUUCUGAAUAUCAACCUCAUCAUCCCCAUUGCCCUUCAAGUACUCAUCGACUGUGGCAAACACGCUCCCUCCGAUUUCCAAUGCCCCGCUUACUAGAGUCACGGGCGGACGGAAAAAGAUAAUAAUAAUAUUCGAAAUUGGCAAGUGACAGCAGUAGAAGCA
This is a messenger RNA of Cucurbita pepo subsp. pepo (vegetable marrow), 882 nucleotides long. RefSeq lists its product as uncharacterized. The record is from RefSeq and is a predicted model, not a curated record. Lineage: Eukaryota; Viridiplantae; Streptophyta; Magnoliopsida; Cucurbitales; Cucurbitaceae.